This is a messenger RNA of Cannabis sativa, 864 nucleotides long. RefSeq lists its product as uncharacterized. The transcript is spliced from 2 exons. The record is from RefSeq and is a predicted model, not a curated record. NCBI's taxonomy places the organism in Eukaryota, Viridiplantae, Streptophyta, Magnoliopsida, Rosales, Cannabaceae. Bases 1 to 864 code for a protein of 287 amino acids.
AUGAUGAUCAUCAAUGACAAACGACAUGAAACAAUAGAGAAGGGGCAAAUUUACAAGGACAAAGAAACAUUGAUAAGUACACUAUGCUACUUUGCAAUCAAGAAGACAUUUCAAUACAAAGUAGUGAAAUCUUGCACAAAAGAAUACAACAUAGUGUGUUUGGACACAAACUGCAAAUGGAGUUUAAAGGCUACAAAAAAUGGAAACACAGAAACAUUCAUAAUAAGGAGCUACGAAGAAGAACACACAUGUGCAGUUACAAUAAGAUUUGGAGAUCAACGACAAGCUACAUCAAAGUUGAUAGCAGACUUUGUAAAACCAAAAUUCUUGAACCUGAAAACAAAGUGCAGCCCUGCAGACAUAAAGACAGAAAUGAAAGACAAAUACGGAAUAAAGAUGAAUUACAUGAAAGCAUGGCGUAAUAAAGAGCGAGCACAAACCCAGCUACAUGGAAAUGCUAAAGAGUCGUACAAUCUCUUGCCAAGAUACCUGUACAUGCUACAGAAAACAAAUCCAGGAACAUUAAUAGACAUAGAGAAAGAUGAUGAUGACAGUUUCAAAUAUGCAUUUGUUGCAUUGAAUGCUGCUAUAAAAGGUUGGCCAAACUGCAAACCAAUCAUCGUGGUAGACGGUACAUUCCUAAAGGCCGCGUAUGGAGGCACGUUGCUCACUGCCAACACACAAGAUGCAGAAUCUAAAAUUUUUCCACUAGCAUACUGCAUAGUUGAUUCUGAGAACGAUAAAUCGUGGGAGUGGUUCUUAAAAAAAAUAAGAGAAGCAUUCGGGGUUCGAGAAUGUCAAUGCCUAAUAUCGACGUACAUGAAAGCAUCAUCAAAGCAACUAGGAAAGUGUUCCCUGAAAUAA